UAACGCGAACGGUGAGAGGGAAAAACGGGAAGGCCUGAAAUUAAUUCGUUUAAUUCGGAGCCAGAUGGCUCCGAGUACUUGGAAUACGUUCGCAAUUAUACGCGUGUAAAUUUUUUCAACAAAUUAGGAAAAUCGAACCUCGUUAGAUCGGAGAAAAUUCCAUUAUAGAACGUCAAGGUUAAUGAUGCGCUAGUUUGCGGACCGCUGCGCCGGUCGCCGGUUUUAAUCAAUCUAGAAUUAGCAUCUCUUUCAGAUUACGAUACGCCGCUAUGUAACGUACAGUGGCGGAGGCAGAGAAACGGACAUUAAGAUGGAUAUGUCAGUUAAUAUUAGAACGAUCGUAGGUGGGGCGUGGCUGCCGCGAUUAUUAAAAAUUCACACGUAUCAACGAUCGAUCAGUCCUCUCAAAGUAGAGAAAGAAAAAAACAGAGAGGAAGAGGUCAACCGGCAGAAUGUGAAACGCGAUAACGAGAGAGCCUACGUAUUUAAUUGGACCUACGUAUAUACACGUGAAACGUCAUCGGUCACGGCCGGCUGCGCCUUGAAAAAAAAAAAAAAAAAUGCCGGACAUUCCAGCGGAGCGCUCGACCGUCCGUUAAACCGAACGAGGAGCGGAGAUUCAUCCACGGAGAAACGUAAACUUAAAAAAAGUCAUCGCCGUCGACAACAUAGUACAACAGCAGGAUCACGUUGAAUCUCGUCGUGCGUCACACGACGAGGUAUAUAAGUAUCUCUUUAUCGAUGCGCAGCGACACCGUCAGUUAAACGCAAUGAGCAAGAGUCGAGGCUUCCUGCUUUCCUCCCCGGCUUCUUAUUCGUCCUACCAGCGUCAAGCUUAGAUCGCGUCAGUCGCGUCACGUUGCUGCGAUCGUUGCGGUCGUUGCGGGCGCAGUUGCAGCAAGUUGCAGACGUUGCAGACGUUGCAGUCAGUUGCAGUUAGUUGCAGUUUGCAGUCGCGACGCGAUCGGAAUUGUACAUGUGCGCGCGCGCGCGCGCACUUCUCCGUUCUAUUUCGUUCUCUCGCGCUUUCCUUCUCUCUCGCACGCGCUUCGGGAAACGUGAACAGUGAGAACGAGUGGACGGCACGGGGUAGAUCGAUGGUGUGCGAUCGCGGCCGUCCUUACGCGACAUCGUGUCUCGUCCGGCUUCGUUGCGCGCGGCGAUCCGCAACGUCGGACGGAAGACGGAAGUGAUCGGCCGAGAAAAAUAAUCGGCGACGACGUGCAGCCUAAGCGCUGAAGGCUGAACUCGGCUGAAGGCUCUCGUGCGCCACCGGUUAGUUUGCGAUGUGUCUCAUCCACGUUUCUCCGUCGCGUUGCGACGCGCACUAAUUACCACGUUAAUUACCGCGUUGCCACGAUGAAUUGACACGUCUAUCGUCGACCAGUUGUUGAAAAACGUGGCGACGCACGUUUCGCGUAGCAGUGAAUACGACAAACGUAAACACGCACUGCUGCCUGUCUCGUGCGCGCGACAUUUCUUCUGAGUUCCUGACGCGUGUCAGGCAUUUCCACGACGAUAAACUAUCUAGCCAUGUCUAGCUAGAUGGACUAUGAGGGACUACGUUCGUCAGCUUUGACGUGGAAGGAUGUAGCGCGUGUCUUUAUGUCAGGUUAAAAUUGACGACAGUCGAUCCUAAAUUUUGCAAUGAGCUCGCAACCGAUUGUAGUGCCUGGUGGAGAGCAUCGUCUUCAGCCGGAAACUCAUUCUGUACCUGUUGGAAGUUCAGCAGACACCUACAAGACCAUGACACCGCCAAACGUCAGCAGAUCCCUAAGUCAACCAGCGGAUCGACAACUUCGAAGAAGCAGCGUCCAAGCACAGUCUACACCAUUACCUAAACUUCCAUCAACUGAGUCCCUUGCAACAAGCAUAAAUAUUACAGCCGGUGCACCUCCAGUUUCUCCAGGGAUCUCUGGUAUGGGCGAAGGUAAUCAAAAAAUGGAUAAUUCAUCAGACAAGUCGUUAGAUUCUUGUAAAUUAACGCGAAAGGAAUCGUAUAAGGCUCAAAGAAAGAAUUAUCGAAUGGAAAAGAAAAGAGUAGCCGAUGAACUUUUAAGUUCUUUCAAAGAUCCAACUGUUAUUGUUAUGAGUGAUUGGUUAAAAGUUCGCGGCACAUUGAAAAGUUGGACCAAGUUAUGGUGUAUUCUGAAACCUGGAUUAUUGCUGUUGUACAAAAGUCCAAAAACGAAGAGUAAUCAUUGGGUUGGAACGGUACUACUCAAUACAUGUCAAGUUAUAGAACGUCCGAGUAAAAAAGAUGGAUUUUGUUUUAAAUUAUUUCAUCCGUUGGAGCAAUCUAUAUGGGCUCCUCGAGGACCAGAAAAAGAAGCUAUUGGUAUAUAUUUUUUCUUUUUUUAUUCGUUUCUUAUCCUGCUUUUUGCACUAACAGUAUAUUUAAGUCGCUAUGCUCCAAGAACACCUACGACCCCUCAAAGACACUUGUUAUUUCAUUCACAAUCACUCUCACCCGCUAUAACUCGCGAUAGAAGCAUUUGUCCCUCACCUACUCCAAUGUUUCAACAUCUUUGUCACGCAGUUGCGUAUUGGGAAAAAUUUUUACUUGAUCGAUCUCCCACACCUGGCACAGAUCAGGAAAACAUUGCGUCUUCAAUUCCUAAUGAAGAAUCAGAUGGUGGUGAUGCUCAACCGUCUGGAUCUUCAUGUUUUGCUUCUGCAUUUCAUCCACCAGUUUCCCCAGCACAUCGCAUGAUUGUUCCUUCUAUACGUGUCUUAGAGUAUGAUACCCGUCAAGUAGUAACGCUAGAUCCUGUGUACCCCUCGCAUACAGACCUGGACGAUAUUAGUCAGCCGGAGAAUGGAGUAGUAGCUGAUGCUGAUGCUGAAAUCAGUGCCUCGGACAGUGAAUCUGAAGCAUCAGCCAAAGAAGAUCAAUCGGAGUCAAUCACCGAAACACCAUACGUAGCUAAUGAAAAUGAAAUUCUUGGAACGGCCGGUGAAGUCGUUACAGAAUUACAAGAAGAACAAAAGUCUCUGAUAUGGUUCUUAAUGAAACAAGUUCGUCCUGGCAUGGAUCUGUCUAAAGUUGUAUUGCCGACUUUCAUUCUGGAAUCACGGUCAUUUCUGGAAAAACUGGCCGAUUCAUAUUAUCAUGCCGAUUUAUUAUCUCAAGCAGUAUUAGAAGAUGAUGCAUUUACACGUAUGAAAGCCGUAGUGAAAUGGUAUUUAUCGGGAUUUUACAAAAAACCACAAGGCUUGAAAAAGCCAUACAAUCCGCUUUUGGGCGAAACAUUUCGCUGUUAUUGGCAACAUCCUAAUGGUUCAAGAACAUUCUAUUUAGCCGAACAAUUAUCGCAUCAUCCACCUAUCUCAGGAUUUUAUGUGACAAAUCGCCAAGAUGGAUUUACUAUUAGCGCUACUAUCAUUGCAAAAUCUAAAUUUUAUGGAAAUUCAACCUCUGCAGUUUUGGAUGGUAUCGCUAUAUUGACGAUGUUGCCGAGAGGUGAAGAUUAUACAAUGACAAUUCCUUAUGCACAUUGCAAAGGCAUUCUUAUGGGGACAUUAUCUAUGGAACUCGGUGGAAAAGUGAACAUAAUAUGCGAGAAGACCGGUUAUCACACAGAAUUAGAAUUUAAACUUAAACCGUUUCUUGGCGGUGCGGAAUUAAUGAAUCAAGUUGUGGGACGAAUACGCCUAGGAAAGGAAACUUUGGCUACUAUUAUGGGAUACUGGGAUGGAUUAAUUUUAAUAACAGAUAAACGGACAGGGCAAGAAAACAUUUUCUUCAAUCCUACUCCGGAAAUACGCAAAAAAAGAUUGAAAAAAUAUACUGUUCCUUUGGAACAUCAGGGAGCAUGGGAAAGUGAAAAAUUGUGGUUGGCUGUUACACAAGCUAUUAAUAGGGACGACCAGGUUGCCGCUACUGACGCUAAAACUCGACUCGAGGAAGCACAAAGAGAACGCGCUAAAGAACGAAAGAGUCUAAGACAAGAAUGGAUUCCAAAAUACUUCGUUCAAGAUAUUAUAACUGGAAAUUGGGUUUAUCGGCAUGCUGAUAUAAGACCAUGGGAUCCGAGAAACGAUGUAGUACAAUAUGAAGAAAAUUAUGUAGUGCGCACAAAGACCAGGCAUAAAACACCUAUUAUGCGUACUGGUAGUAUUGUUUCUACUGAACCCCAAUCACAGAUUCCAUUAUUACAAGCUGAAUCACGUUCCUCCUUAUCAGUGCUCAAAUCUUCUAAGAGGCAGCUAUCAAAUAAUAUGCCUUUAACAGAGGCUCAUGAUUCUGGAAGUUCAUCUGCGGAAGCACAUACGGAUUCUAGUCAAUCGUUAGGAAAAAGAAAACGUUCAACCACUAGGUUAAUAGACAUAAUGAAACAAGUUGAGCAUCAAAUGAUAGAACAUGGUGAGAAAUUGAAUCGUAUACAACAAAUUGUAGAACAAGUUGUAAGAAAGCAAAGAGAAUCUGGUGAACAGCAUCACAACAUAAAUAUGUUCAAGAGUUUCGUGGAUACUAUACUUAUUAUUGUUAUCGUUUUUUCUGUGCAAUAUUUUUUAAACAUAUGGUAUAAUGAUCCAACUAAAGAUUGAGGGAUUUUAAGGUUGUUCUCUCUUUAUCUUUUGUCACACUGUAUUUGAAUUGUAUGUAUCACUUGUCCUAUCUUCUAAAAUUCUUGCAGCGUGGUGUCGGUAUCUUAUGAUCACGGUGGAAUGAAUCGUUUUACGAAAGAAGUA
Messenger RNA from Acromyrmex echinatior (Panamanian leafcutter ant), 4695 nucleotides. It is a transcript of the gene Orp8, whose product is annotated as Oxysterol-binding protein-related protein 8. Gene Ontology annotation, cellular component: cortical endoplasmic reticulum; membrane; cytosol. NCBI's taxonomy places the organism in Eukaryota, Metazoa, Arthropoda, Insecta, Hymenoptera, Formicidae. The record is from RefSeq and is a predicted model, not a curated record. Gene Ontology annotation, molecular function: cholesterol binding.